AGAAAGAGAGAGAGUAGGAAAUGGGUUCUGGUACUGGUAAUGAUUCGGGUGGAGGGAGAGGAUUUCGUAAUUGGAGUGUAUACGAUGGAAUGAAGAUCAUUCCACACACGCCCGAAGCUUUAAUGGCAGAAAUUGAUGCAGCCAUUGCUGCUUCUGAAUAUUCUCAUGCUUCUGCGCUCCUUCAAUCAACCUCUUCUACUUCAUCAUCAAAGAUAAAUUCAGAUAGUAAUGAAAUAAAGCAGGAUCAGUUUGAUGCUAGGAUGGCAGAUGAAGCUUAUAAAGCUGGUUGUGCAGCUUUAGCAUCUGGGAAACUUGAUGAAGCUCUUCAAUCUUUGCAGAUUGCUCUUUCUAAAUGUCCACCUCAUAAAGCCUCUGCAAUUUCUAAGCUUCAAUCUCUUAUCAAGUUAACAUCUCAACAACAAAUUCAGAAACCCCAUGGAUGAUUUCCAUUUGUAAACAGGUUAUGACAUUUUUCUUUGCUACAAAAGCUUCAGAAGUAAGGCCAAUGGGUUGCAAGAUCUAGUCACAAGCUUGCCCGGUUACAACUACAAGAGCAGGGCUGUAACUCAUCUGAUCAUUAUAUGCCUGUACACUGAACUCAUGAAACCACCUAAGUCAUAGCUCUCGCUUAAAUUUGAUGCAUGUCGCAGUACACUGUGUUACAUUUGGGCUGCUAUUACGUUCAUUCCCUCACCAGUCCAGCUGGACUGUCUUGUUAUUGUUGUAAUGCAGACAUUAACAUGUAUAGUACAACCUUGAUUGGAGUAAACAUCUUAAUUUCUGUC
Messenger RNA from Papaver somniferum (opium poppy), 785 nucleotides. RefSeq lists its product as uncharacterized. The record is from RefSeq and is a predicted model, not a curated record. The transcript has 2 exons. Bases 21 to 443 code for a protein of 140 amino acids. NCBI's taxonomy places the organism in Eukaryota, Viridiplantae, Streptophyta, Magnoliopsida, Ranunculales, Papaveraceae.